Messenger RNA from Rhineura floridana, 6266 nucleotides. RefSeq names its product collagen type I alpha 1 chain (gene COL1A1). The transcript is spliced from 51 exons. Gene Ontology annotation, molecular function: protein binding; extracellular matrix structural constituent. The record is from RefSeq and is a predicted model, not a curated record. Bases 139 to 4491 code for a protein of 1450 amino acids. NCBI's taxonomy places the organism in Eukaryota, Metazoa, Chordata, Lepidosauria, Squamata, Rhineuridae.
GCCUAAGAACUUGACAGAGUCAGUAGGAAGUUUCUGCUAGGGUCUGGAGUGGAACUACAUAAAUCAGACCGUCCCUGUAUGACUGGACUCUAAAGCAGAACCAAGGAUACAAAGAGUCUUCAUGUCUAAUAUUUAGACAUGUUCAGCUUUGUGGAUUCCCGGUUACUGCUUUUGAUAGCAGCAACUGUUCUACUCACCAAAGGCCAAGGCGAAGAAGACAUUCCAUCUGGAAGCUGCAUACAGGACGGAAUAACGUACAAUGACAAAGAUGUUUGGAAACCAGAAAACUGCCAGAUCUGCGUGUGCGACAGCGGUAACAUCCUUUGCGACGAGGUGAUCUGUGAACACACAUCGGACUGCCCCCAUCCUCACAUCCCCUUCGGAGAAUGCUGUCCUAUCUGUCCUGAUACGGAUCCCUCUCAACCACAAGCCCCUGGAGUAGAGGGUCCUCAAGGAGAACCAGGCCCCAAAGGAGACAGGGGAGAUCCAGGCCCACCUGGCAGAGAUGGUAUUCCUGGAAAACCUGGACUCCCUGGACCUCCAGGAACCCCAGGCCUUGGCGGAAACUUCGCUUCUCAGCUGUCUUAUGGUUAUGAUGAAAAAUCCGCUGGUGGUGGUCUUGCUCUUCCUGGCCCAAUGGGUCCAUCUGGUCCCCGUGGUCUUCCUGGUCCUCCUGGCUCUCCCGGCCCCCAAGGUUUCCAAGGUCCCCCUGGUGAACCCGGAGAGCCUGGUGGUAGUGGUCCAAUGGGUCCCCGUGGUCCAUCCGGCCCACCUGGCAAGAACGGAGAUGAUGGUGAAGCUGGAAAACCUGGCCGUCCUGGUGAGCGCGGUGCUCCUGGCCCACAGGGUGCCCGUGGUCUUCCUGGAACUGCUGGCCUGCCAGGCAUGAAGGGACACAGAGGAUUCAGCGGUCUUGAUGGGGCUAAAGGUGAUUCUGGUCCAGCUGGCCCCAAGGGUGAGCCCGGUAGCCCUGGUGAGAAUGGUGCUCCUGGACAAGUAGGCCCACGUGGUCUUCCUGGUGAGAGAGGUCGCCCUGGUCCUUCUGGCCCUGCUGGUGGUCGUGGUAACGAUGGUGCUGCAGGUCCUGCUGGCCCCCCAGGCCCCACUGGUCCAGCUGGUCCUCCUGGUUUCCCUGGUGCCGUUGGCCCUAAGGGUGAAACUGGCCCCCAAGGUGGUCGUGGUGGUGAAGGCCCACAAGGUGCUCGUGGUGAACCUGGCCCAGCUGGUCCUGCUGGUGCUGCUGGUCCUUCUGGCAAUCCUGGUGCCGAUGGUCAACCUGGUGGCAAAGGCGUAACUGGUGCUCCUGGUAUUGCUGGCGCUCCUGGCUUCCCUGGUGCUCGUGGCCCAGCUGGACCUUCGGGUCCCAGUGGCGGUCCUGGUCCCAAGGGUAACAACGGUGAACCUGGUGCUCCUGGAAACAAAGGAGAUGCUGGUGCUAAAGGCGAACCUGGCCCCGUUGGUGUCCAAGGCCCUCCUGGUCCACAUGGUGAGGAAGGCAAGAGAGGAUCUCGUGGUGAGCCUGGACCUGCUGGCUUGCCUGGACCUGCUGGUGAACGUGGUGCUCCUGGAAGCCGUGGUUUCCCUGGAUCUGAUGGCAUUGCUGGUCCCAAGGGUCCCUCUGGCGAACGUGGCUCUCCUGGCCCUGCUGGUCCCAAAGGAUCUCCCGGUGAAGCUGGACGCUCUGGUGAGCCUGGUCUCCCUGGAGCCAAGGGUCUGACUGGUAGCCCUGGAAGCCCUGGCCCAGAUGGCAAGACUGGACCCACUGGCCCUGCUGGUCAUGAUGGUCGCCCUGGAUCUGCAGGUCCACCUGGUCAAAGAGGCCAAGCUGGUGUGAUGGGAUUCCCUGGACCUAAAGGUGCUGCUGGUGAGCCUGGCAAAACCGGCGAGAGAGGUACUCCUGGACCUGCUGGUCCUCUUGGUGCUCCUGGUAAAGAUGGUGAAGCUGGUGCUCAGGGACCCCCUGGCCCAAGUGGUCCUGCUGGAGAAAGAGGUGAACCAGGUCCAUCAGGAGCUCCUGGAUUCCAGGGUCUUCCAGGACCUGCUGGUGCCCCUGGUGAAUCUGGAAAGCCUGGUGAACAGGGUGCCCCUGGCGAUGCUGGUGCUCCUGGUCCCUCUGGUGCAAGAGGGGAGAGAGGUUUCCCUGGUGAACGUGGUACCCAAGGUCCCCCAGGUCCUCAGGGACCCCGUGGUUCUAAUGGUGGUCCUGGUAACGAUGGUGCUAAGGGUGAUGCUGGUGCUCCUGGCGCUCCUGGAAGCCAAGGUCCUCCUGGCCUUCAGGGUAUGCCCGGUGAACGUGGCGCUGCUGGUCUGCCUGGUGCCAAGGGAGACAGAGGUGACGCAGGUCCCAAAGGUGUUGAUGGUGCUCCUGGCAAAGAUGGAGUUAGAGGACCGACUGGACCUAUUGGCGCAGCUGGACCAGCUGGUUCUCCUGGCGACAAGGGUGAAGCUGGUCCUGCUGGCCCUGCUGGCCCCACUGGUGGUCGUGGUGCUCCUGGAGAUCGUGGUGAGCCUGGCCCUGCUGGCCCUGCUGGAUUCGCUGGCCCCCCUGGUGCUGAUGGACAACCUGGUGCUAAAGGUGAACCUGGUGAUGCUGGUGCUAAAGGUGAUGCUGGUCCUCCUGGCCCUGGUGGAGCCACCGGACCUCCUGGCCCUUCUGGUGCUAUUGGUGCUCCUGGACCCAAAGGUGCUCGUGGAGGCCCUGGACCUGCUGGUGCUACUGGAUUCCCCGGAGCUGCUGGUAGAAUUGGACCCCCUGGCCCAUCUGGUAACAUCGGUCUUCCUGGCCCACCAGGCCCUGGUGGAAAGGAAGGUGGCAAAGGACCCCGUGGUGAGACUGGACCUGCUGGCCGCCCUGGUGAAGCUGGACCUGCUGGCCCACCUGGACCUACUGGUGAGAAGGGCUCUCCCGGUUCUGAUGGACCCCCUGGUGCACCUGGUACUCCUGGUCCCCAAGGUAUUGGUGGACAGCGUGGUGUAGUUGGUCUUCCCGGGCAAAGAGGCGAGAGAGGUUUCUCUGGUCUUCCUGGACCAUCUGGUGAGCCUGGCAAACAAGGCCCAUCUGGUCCUUCUGGUGAACGUGGUCCUCCUGGCCCAUCAGGACCACCUGGUUUGGCUGGACCCCCUGGUGAAGCUGGACGUGAGGGUGCUCCUGGUGCAGAAGGUGCUCCCGGUCGUGAUGGUGCUGCUGGUCCUAAGGGUGAUCGUGGUGAGAGUGGCCCAGCUGGUGCUCCUGGUGCCCCCGGUGCCCCUGGCGCCCCAGGCCCUGUUGGCCCUGCUGGCAAGAAUGGAGACCGUGGUGAGCAUGGUCCCGCUGGCCCUGCUGGUCCCGCUGGCCCUGCUGGCGCUCGUGGUCCUUCUGGCCCACAAGGUGCUCGUGGUGACAAGGGUGAGACUGGCGAACAUGGUGAAAGAGGAAUGAAGGGUCACAGAGGAUUCUCUGGUCUCCAGGGUCCCCCUGGUGCCCCUGGUUCUCCUGGUGAACAAGGUCCCUCUGGUGCUUCUGGCCCUGCUGGUCCAAGAGGUCCCCCUGGCUCUUCUGGUUCCUCUGGUAAAGAUGGUCUGAAUGGUCUCCCUGGUCCCAUUGGUCCACCUGGUCCCCGUGGUCGCACUGGUGAUGUUGGCCCUGCUGGUCCUGCUGGACCUCCUGGCCCACCUGGUCCCCCAGGCGCACCCAGCGGUGGCUUUGAUUUCAGCUUCCUGCCCCAGCCUCCUCAGGAGAAAGCUCAUGAUGGCGGUCGCUACUACAGAGCUGAUGAUGCCAAUGUAAUGCGUGACCGUGACCUUGAAGUUGACACUACCCUCAAGAGCCUGUCCAUGCAGAUUGAGAACAUCCGUAGCCCUGAGGGAACCCGUAAGAACCCAGCCCGCACUUGCCGUGACCUGAAGAUGUGCCAUGGAGACUGGAAGAGCGGAGAGUACUGGAUUGACCCCAACCAAGGCUGCAACCUGGAUGCCAUCAAGGUCUACUGUAACAUGGAGACUGGAGAGACUUGCAUCCACCCAUCUCAGCCUACCAUCUCCCAGAAGAACUGGUACAUCAGCAAGAACCCCAAGGAGAAGAAACAUGUCUGGUUUGGCGAGACAAUGACUGAAGGCUUCCAGUUUGAAUAUGGUGGUGAGGGAUCCAACCCAGCCGAUGUUGCCAUUCAGCUGACCUUCCUGCGCUUGAUGUCCACUGAAGCUUCCCAGAACAUCACAUACCACUGCAAGAACAGCGUGGCAUACAUGGACCAACAGACUGGCAACCUGAAGAAGGCUCUGCUGCUCCAAGGCUCCAACGAGAUUGAGAUCAGAGCAGAGGGCAACAGCCGCUUCACCUAUGGAGUCACCAAGGAUGGCUGCACGAGUCACACUGGUAGUUGGGGAAAGACAGUCAUUGAAUACAAGUCAACAAAAACUUCCCGGUUGCCCGUCAUAGAUGUGGCUCCCAUGGACGUUGGUGCCCCAGACCAGGAAUUCGGCCUUGAGAUUGGACCAUGCUGCUUCUUGUAAACCCAAAAGGAAACCUGACAGUCUAAAAAAUAAAAUAAAAAACAGCCAAAAAAGAAGGAAAUUUCACAUGGACUUGAAUUUGUGUCUUUUUCUAUCCAUCAUCUCUAAAACUAUUUUUGUUUCCGUUAAAAAAACAAAAAAAGCAUUAAACCAAAAAAAUAAAAAUAAAUGACUUUUCAAAAAUAAUUAAGGAAGUGCAUCCACUUGCUUGACUUUUUCAUUAUUAUUAUUAUUAAAAUCCCCGAAGACAGAAUGGUUUGAUUUUAUCUUAUUCUUUUUUUAAGAUCAAGUAAUAUUGUGGGACCACUAUUUGCACAUUCCAAAAUACAUAUAUAAAAACUGAACAAAAUGACAAAACCAGUCCAAACCAAGCAACAUCUGAAGUACAUCAGCCAGUUUUGUAAAUCUGUUGUUUUGGGAGCAACAAAAGCAAUAAUAAACUAGUGGUAGGACCUGCCCAUUUACACCCCUAUAAAAAUACCCCCCCUCCCAACCUGGAGCUGGGAAAAUAUCCCAAAAUUUACCUAUAGGCCAUCUUUCUCUGCCGGUACCUUAUAGAGAGAGAUUUUUCUUUCUCUUUUUCUUUAUACGGAGCAAUACCACUGAAAAUAUUUUUCAGCCAUUUUAAAUGUACAUUUUUUUCUGUUUUGUUCAGUCGGCAAUAAAGAUACAUUUGAGAAGUCUAAAUAAAUACAGGUGUGGCACUGGGUGGUUUGAAGAACAGAAACCUGUUUCAAGAAAAAGAACAGGUGAAUAAUGCCUGUCCCUCUGAGAGAGGUCAGAGAUUAUUUUGAAGCAAGACAGGCAGAAAAAAUAGGUUUAAGUGCUAUAAAUGUUUUGUCGGUGAACAACUGAAGGAAAAAAUGGCCAAUAAUAUUAGAAAGCAGAGAAAAUGUAAUGUUAAAUGUAUAUUAUUGUUGUAUGGACGGCUACCUCACCAUUGUCAUUUUCAAGUUCUUUGGGGUAGUUUUGGGAUUUUUUUCAUACCAGUAUCAGGUUGCAUGGGGGGAAACUGGGCAGAAUUUCAAGUUUAGAUAAAGGUGCUAACUGUCUUUUAUAUAUCUAUUUUUUUCCUUUUUAGUCUAUGUUAAUAAUUUUUUAAGGUCCCAAGAAUUUUUUAUUUUGAUCAACCUAUAAAAACCUCACCCCAUGCAAGGUCCUGAGAGGGGUUAUUUGGUGCUAUAGAAAUGAGACUAUUGGAGGGGGGAAUCAAAUUUGAUUCCUUGCUGCCUACAGAUACUUGUGAAUUUUUUUCAAAAGGUGCUAUUUUUUUUAACAAGCAAAAAAAAAUUCCAGGAUGAGGAAAAAAAAUCAAACAUUGCUACAAGGGAUCAAGGUCUGAGCAGUUUCUGUCUUUCUCUUGUAAAGCAGGUGGAUUCCCUUUUGGCUUGUCUUUCCCCUCCUCACAUUCACCCAGUUCUUCUCAACCCCUUUUUUCUUCUUCCAUCUCUUGUCCCACCCUGCAAGCAGACUCUUGUGCCAAGCCUCUCUUGUUCUCCCAUGGUCCUCACUCGCUGCUGAUCCAUUCAUCCCUUUCUUAUUCACCUCUUUCUUCUCCACUCCCCCAGCCUCCCCCUCAUCUUCUUUUUCUCCCCUCUUCUGUCUUUCGGUGGGUUUCCAAUUCAAGCAAACCCAUUCCUCUCUUUAACAAGAGGCAGAUGUUCUAGGGAGUGUGAGCGACCAAAGAUUCUGUACCUAUUUUGUAUAUGUAUAAUAAUUUGAGAUGUUUUUAAUUAUUUUGACUGCUGAAAUAAAGCAUGUGAAAUGAUCCAAUA